CUGCAAGAGAAUCCAACAUAAAUGCAUUCAUAGUUGUUCUGUCUCAACCAUUAAAUGCUAUCACUAUCAUCUUGACUGCAAUCUCUCUCUCUCAUCCUAGUUCUGUGUAAAUUGAAAACCAAAAAAUUUGCAAAAAGUUUUGUCACAAUGAUGAUGAUGAUGCAACUUCACCAAUGCUACAGAACUUACAUUUAUUGCUAAUAAAUCCAGCUUGAAACUCGCUGAUGCAUGCCCCUAUCCAGUAAUAAUGCCACCUCAGAUCACUUUUUUCAACAUCCAUGUUCUUCCCUAUUUAUUACUAGCUCGUAUCUCACUGUACUCUCAGAAUCUUCAAGUGUUGAAAACAUGCUUUGAAUUUUCUGCUUUUUUUGGUUUUCACCUUUUCUCUAUUAAUGUGUGCUAGCUUUUGUUGAGAGUUGAAAGAGAGAAAGUGAGAAUGGGAAGGUCACCUUGUUGUGACAAGAAGGGUUUGAAGAAAGGACCUUGGACUGCUGAAGAGGAUGAAAUUCUUGCUAACUAUAUCAACAAAAAUGGUGGUCAUGGAAGCUGGCGUUGUCUCCCUAAGAUCACAGGACUUCUUCGUUGUGGUAAGAGUUGCAGGCUUAGGUGGACCAACUAUCUGAGACCCGACAUUAAACGCGGACCCUUUACUCCUGAGGAAGAAAAACUAGUCAUACAACUUCAUGCCAUUCUAGGAAAUAGGUGGGCUGCAAUUGCAUCUCAGUUACCAGGAAGAACUGACAACGAGAUAAAGAACUUUUGGAACACGCAUUUGAAGAAGCGUCUCAAAAGCAUGGGGAUUGAUCCAAAAACACACGAGCCAGUAGCCUCGUCAACUAGUUACCCAAAUCACAAGUCACACGCAUCGAUUUUGACACGUCACAUGGCUCAAUGGGAGAGUGCAAGGCUCGAAGCAGAAGCCAGACUCUCAACUGAAUCAUCACACUUCAACAACAGCAGCAGCAACAACAACAACAACAAUCAUAAUUCCUCUGAAAAAACUGAUUCUUCUCAUGACUACUUUCUCCGAAUAUGGAACUCUGAAGUUGGAGAUGCAUUUCGCAAUGUUCAAAAACCAGACACCGAUCAUGAUACCAAAACGAGCCGCUGUCAGAGUCCUAUUUCUGCUGUCACAGCAUGCAGCAGUGUGAAAGAAGAACCGGAGUGGAAAAACGAAAAGUUUUGCGCUGAAAAUGUGAUUCUUGAAUCUGAUUCAACAAGCUCUAAUGACUUGGAAGAUUCAUCGGACACUGCUUUGCAGCUCUUGUUCGAUUUUCCUAUGAACAACGAUAUGAGCUUCUUAGAAAACUAUUUUAAUUAACUCCAUUAGGUAUUUGCACUACUAGUUAGAGAAGUAAAAAAUGACAUAUGUUCUAAUUCAGUUGCGAAAUUUUCUGACAGAAUUAGAGACAUAUUUCAUGUUUACUUUACGAUAAAUUUCCGACUAAUUUUACUUUUUCUUUCUUUC
Molecule: messenger RNA, 1468 nt
Organism: Vicia villosa (hairy vetch)
Lineage: Eukaryota; Viridiplantae; Streptophyta; Magnoliopsida; Fabales; Fabaceae
Product: transcription factor MYB17-like
Exons: 3
Coding region: 437-1321 (294 amino acids)
Source: RefSeq, a predicted model, not a curated record